GGGGGCGUGGCCGCGCCGAGGGGGGGCGGCCGAGCGGGCAAGAUGGCGCCCGGCGAGUGAUUUGCGCGGAUUUCUCCGGUGGUGGCUCAGGCACCCGGGCGGGGGGUUCUGCUCCCACUGCCGCCCUUCCUCCUCUCCCCACCCCCGGAACCCCCCUCCUGCCCUUCCUCCCUCGGCCUCGGGGGGUGGGGGGAGGCAGGCCUGGUUCCCGGGACAGCAUGUCGGACUCUGAGGAGGAGAGCCAGGACCGGCAACUGAAAAUCGUCGUGCUGGGGGACGGCACCUCCGGGAAGACCUCCUUAGCUACAUGUUUUGCUCAAGAAACUUUUGGGAAGCAGUACAAACAAACUAUAGGACUGGAUUUCUUUUUGAGACGGAUAACAUUGCCAGGAAACUUGAAUGUUACACUUCAAGUUUGGGAUAUAGGAGGGCAGACAAUAGGAGGCAAGAUGUUGGAUAAAUAUAUCUAUGGAGCCCAGGGAAUCCUCUUGGUAUAUGACAUUACAAAUUAUCAAAGCUUCGAGAAUUUAGAAGACUGGUAUACUGUGGUGAAGAAAGUGAGCGAGGAGUCGGAAACUCAGCCACUGAUUGCCUUGGUGGGCAAUAAAAUUGAUUUGGAGCAUAUGCGAACAGUAAAACCUGAAAAACACUUGAGGUUUUGCCAGGAAAAUGGUUUUAGUAGCCACUUUGUCUCAGCAAAGACAGGAGACUCUGUAUUCCUGUGUUUUCAGAAAGUUGCUGCUGAAAUCCUUGGAAUCAAAUUAAACAAAGCAGAAAUAGAACAGUCACAGCGUAUUGUCAGGGCAGACAUAGUGAAGUACCCGGAAGAAGAUAAUCAACAUUUCACCUCUGCUCAGACUAGACUCUGUUCAGUACAGUAGUGCAGAGGGUGGUGAAGGCAGAUAUUGUAAACUACCACCAGGAACCCAUGUCAAGACCUGUGAACACUCCUCGAAGCUCUAUGUGUGCAGUUCAGUGAGCGCGUGGUCCUGUGUUGGUGUGUUGGCUGCCCUGCCUCUGUGUGGGCUGAGGACCUGGAGGAGCUGAUUUAUCAGGGGCCAUCUCUGUAGCUCAGUUAACCCUUCCCUCCCUGCUGGCUUUCCCCGCUGUGCUGCUCCCGGCCACAGGCAGCUCCCGGACUGGAGAGAAUUCCACUUUGGGACCACACACUUGGAGUUCAGAUGGAAAGCCCAUUCUCUGGAGUUAGACUGCCUCAUUGAAAGAGAGUAUGUCGGUUCUCUUUCAUGUCUUCACUUCUUUUUUCCCAGAUGGCAGUUUUUUAAAACAAGUAUGGAAGCUAUCCAAGUCCUGAUCCUCAGCCAGGAUUUUGCCACAGCACAGUUUCAUUCUCUUAUCUGAACUCAUACAUGGCAAACAUGCUUCAGAGUACAGACGGUUAACAAGUAAUAUAUUUUAUCUACAGAUGCUAAAGAAGGCGACCUUUUGCUGUCUAUCGUCAGAGAAAAUAUAUAAAGCUGUAUCUAACUGAAAAUGCUGGAAAUAAAGCUGUAAUAGAAAUAUUUUUUCCAUUUUUUUUAACAAAGGACCUAAACUGUUUAUAUUGUAACUGUAGCUCACAGAGUGGUGAGUAUUGCUGUUGUACUUUAUCACUGUGUCAUGGUCAUGUGCAUUGUGGAAUACUCAGGUCCGAAGCUGCAUGGACUUGGAUGGAUGCAUCCGAGUACCCCAGGACAAGUUAGGCCUGUUGUUGGAUCAUUGUGGAUCAGACCUGUACCUGAUGUUCAGAUGUUUUUCUCCUGCAAAUAAAUUUAUUUAAAUUAC
Myotis lucifugus (little brown bat) is the source of this 1782-nucleotide messenger RNA. It is a transcript of the gene RAB28, whose product is annotated as RAB28, member RAS oncogene family. The record is from RefSeq and is a predicted model, not a curated record. The transcript is spliced from 8 exons. Gene Ontology annotation, cellular component: endosome; Golgi apparatus. Gene Ontology annotation, molecular function: GTP binding; GTPase activity. Lineage: Eukaryota; Metazoa; Chordata; Mammalia; Chiroptera; Vespertilionidae. Bases 219 to 881 code for a protein of 220 amino acids.